GCAGACGACUGUAAUCAGCCUGGCGAAGUUUGCAAAAAUAGGCGUGUCACUCUGCCAGACAGCAGCGAUAAGCCUGCUCUUUCUCACAUCUUGAGGCACAAGCGCGUUAUUAUAUUUCAGAAAUACUUGAAUACUUUGAGAAAUACAGCUGUACAGCUUAACCUCGGCUAUCCCACAUCUAAAAGAUGUCUGCGUGUUUCCGUUUCCAUUCGCACAAGCACUUCAGCGCCGUAACGCAGCGCGCCUUGGCAGCAGCAUGCACAGUGUGUUUUUCAAGGACUGCGACAUACUCAAGCAGUGCGACGCCAGUAAAGACGGCCAUCUUGAUGCUCAACAUGGGUGGACCAAGGAAUCUAGAGGAGACUGAGCCGUUCUUGACGAGACUCUUUCUAGACGAAGAUAUAAUAUCGCUUCCGUUUCAAAGUAUGCUUGGCCCUUACAUUGCAAGAAGAAGAACUCCGGACAUGAAGCAAAAAUACGCAAAAAUUGGUGGCAGUUGCACAUCGUUUGUAUGGACCACGAAGCAAGGUCAAUUGAUGACGGAACUCCUUGACAAGAUUUCCCCAGAAACAGGACCUCACAAGCAUUAUGUUGGAUUCCGUUACGCUGAUCCUCUCUCGGAAGACAGCUUGCUACAGAUUGAAAAGGAUGGUGCAGAAAAUACAGUGCUGUUCUCACAGUAUGCUCAAUACAGCUGCUGCACAAAUGGAAGCAAUUUGAAUGCCAUAGCGCGGUUUUAUGAAAACCGCAAGGCUACUGGGAAGUGGACAGUAAUUGACAGGUGGCCUGUGCACAGUGGACUGAUUGAGUCGUUUGCUUGCUUGAUUAAAGCAGAGCUGGAUACAUUUCCUGAGGAAGUGCGGGGUCAAGUCGUUCUCCUUUUCUCGGCACAUUCUCUUCCUAUGAAGGUGGUGAAUAGAGGUGAUCCAUACCCAACAGAAGUAGCUGCAACGACAGUGGCCAUAAUGGAGAAACUGAAUUAUAAGAACCCUUACAGUCUUGUGUGGCAGUCCAAGGUUGGUCCUUUGCCAUGGCUACGUCCCACAGCAGAAGAAACCUUGAAAGCCUUAGUCAGAAAGGGCCAGAAACAUGUUCUUCUUGUGCCAGUCAGCUUCGUGAAUGAACACAUUGAAACGCUUGGAGAUAUUGACAUAGAACUGAAAGAUGUUGCAGAGAAGGCUGGAAUAGUGAACUUUCGACGGACCCCUACUCCGAAUGACCAUCCAGCAUUUAUUCAGGGGCUUGCUGACCUUGUAAUCAGUCGCUUGAAGUCACAGCAGAAGUACUCACCCCAGCUACUGCAGAGAUGCCCAUUGUGCUUCAAGAGCUCAUGCGAGGGUAUGAGACAGUGGGUAAAAUCUUUGCCCUGAAGUUUACCGGUUGCGUUACACGGAUAAUGAUAAUGAUGUGUAGUACAAACAAAAACGACAAUUAAGUGUUGUUGAUUUUCCGAAAGAAUAAUAGCAAUUUUUUGAUGCUUUGAAAGUGUGUGAGGUACUUUUACAGAAGGACGUGGCUAACGUAGCUCUCGAUGUACGGAACUCUGUUGAAUGUAUGGAAUCCUAUUUGAAAGAAGCAACUAAAGCACACUUUGUCCUGUUU
Ornithodoros turicata is the source of this 1602-nucleotide messenger RNA. It is a transcript of the gene FeCH, whose product is annotated as ferrochelatase, mitochondrial-like. Gene Ontology annotation, cellular component: mitochondrion. The transcript has 11 exons. NCBI's taxonomy places the organism in Eukaryota, Metazoa, Arthropoda, Arachnida, Ixodida, Argasidae. Gene Ontology annotation, biological process: heme biosynthetic process. Bases 186 to 1370 code for a protein of 394 amino acids. The record is from RefSeq and is a predicted model, not a curated record. Gene Ontology annotation, molecular function: protoporphyrin ferrochelatase activity.